UGGUAUCUACUGGUAUCAACAUCAACAUCAGUUAACUUAGGUUAGAAUUUUCAAAGUUAAUGAAAUUGUUUAUAAGUUAAAGUUUAGUUUAGAAGAAGGAGAACAUUUUUUUCAUCUGAUAAGUAAGAAAUGUCCCACAGUAUGGCUUUGGCAUCAUUAACAGCUACUUACACAGACUCGGAGGGAGAAGAAGAUGAUAUGAACAAUGAAGAGAAUACUGGGUCAGUGACAGUACAUACUCCUAACACGUCCCCAGAUAAAUCCACCCCAAGCUCGAGACCUUCAACUCCAGUGCAAUCAAAGAUCACAUCAAAGGUAGCCAAAUUAGUAUCAUAUCAUGAUGACACAAUUGUUUCUGAUGAGGAUAAUAUGGAUGACUCGACGGAGACAACAACUGUUAUUAUUACAGAGGAAUCAAAUGAUGUUAAAGAGCCUGAGCCAAUUGAUGAAGAUGGUAUUCAGUUGCCACAGGAGCCAGCAGGUAGUUGUUCAGCGGAAAUUCAAGAUAAAAUCACGAAGCUUUACAGUAAAAUGUUGAAUAGUUCUCUCGACAUGAAUGCUGUGAUACAGCAGAGAAAAGAUUUUCGUAAUCCUAGUAUUUACGAAAAGCUUAUUAGUUUCUGCGGCAUCAACGAAUUGGGUACAAACUAUCCGCCGGAGAUGUACGAUCCUCUGAAAUGGAGCAAAGAGUCUUACUACGAGGAGUUGGCUAAAGUUCAGAAGGCCGAGAUGGACAAGCGGGAGAAGGAACGUAAAUCGAAAGUGGAGUUUGUAUCUGGUACGAAGAAGCAGGAGGAUGACUCCAAGAAGAGGAAAAGCAAAUGGGAUCAGCCUGGUGGUAACUCUAUAGGUAGCAUAAAACCUGCUGGUUUGGUGCAGCCCUCUUUGACAAAUAGCGCUACCGGGACAAAGGCCACCGUUAUUUCCGCAUUUGGGUCAUUGCCAAAGAAGCCAAGGCCUUGACAAUGGUGCAUUGACUACAAAAGACUAUAGUUGUAAUUUAAUUUAUAAAUGUUAUAAAGUGAUAUAUGAGUGUAUAAUGA
Nicrophorus vespilloides is the source of this 1043-nucleotide messenger RNA. Its product is annotated as SAP30-binding protein. Gene Ontology annotation, cellular component: nucleus. Bases 130 to 963 code for a protein of 277 amino acids. Lineage: Eukaryota; Metazoa; Arthropoda; Insecta; Coleoptera; Silphidae. The transcript is spliced from 2 exons. Gene Ontology annotation, biological process: regulation of DNA-templated transcription. The record is from RefSeq and is a predicted model, not a curated record.